AUGUGGCUGGAGUGCAACGAGAAGAUGAAAAGUGGGGAAACCGAGGUCCCCACGGUCUUGCUGGCUGUUGACCGGGACUGCCCUCAGCUCCCAGAGGCUGUUCUCAGGUCCUGGCCCCUCCUGGACCUGCCAUAUUCUCAGCCUACAGUCUCUGACUGCAGCGGGGCCCGUUUAAAGGUUCCCCUGAUUAGGAAGCCUUGGGAGCAGGUCCCCAAAAAGCCAAAGCGGAAGAAAAGGAGGCGACGCAACGUGAACUGUCUGAAGAACGUGGUGAUCUGGUACGAGGACCACAAGCACCGCUGCCCGUACGAGCCGCACCUGGCCGAGCUGGACCCCACCUUCGGCCUGUACACCACAGCCGUGUGGCAGUGCGAGGCCGGCCACCGCUACUUCCAAGACCUGCACUCGCCCCUGAAGCCACUCAGUGAUUCAGACGCCGACAGCGACAAAGUGGGCAAUGGCCUGGCGGCCAGCAGCUCCGACCCUUCUAGUUCCGGCUCCGGUUCUGACUCGGAGGAGCCCCCCGAGGGCCCACCGGCCAAGGGAGCGGCCGUGGCGGCCGCGGCAGUGACCCCCUCCAGCCCGGCGGGCAGCAGCGGGCUCAUCACUCAGGAGGGUGUGCACAUCCCCUUCGACGUCCACCACGUGGAGAGCCUGGCAGAGCAGGGCGCCCCGCUGUGCCCCAACCCGGCGGGCAGUGGGCCCGAAGCCCUGGAGACGGUGGUGUGUGUGCCGGUGCCCGUGCAAGUGGGCCCGGGCCCCGGCACCCUCUUUGAGAACGUGCCCCAGGAGGCGCUGGGCGAGGUGGUGGCCAGCUGUCCCGUGCCAGGCAUGGUGCCCGGCUCGCAGGUGAUCAUCAUCGCAGGCCCCGGCUACGACGCCCUCACGGCCGAGGGCAUCCACCUCAACGUGGCAGCAGGCAGCGGUGCCCCCGGCGGGGGCCUGGGGGACGAAGUGCCCUGUGCCGUGAUGGAGGGCGUAGCAGCCUACACCCAGACGGAGCCCGAGGGCAGCCAGCCCAGCACCAUGGACCCUGCCGCCAUGGCAGGCAUCGAGACCAAGAAAGAGAAGGAGGACCUGUAUGUGCUCAAGAAAGAGGAGAAGGAGGAGCCUGUGGCCCCAGAGCUGGCGGCGGCAGCGCCUGAGAGCGCAGAGCCCGAAGCCGAGGCAGACGGGGAGGAGCUGGACGGCAGUGACAUGUCGGCCAUCAUCUAUGAGAUCCCCAAGGAGCCCGAGAAGAGGCGGCGGAGCAAGCGCACUCGGGUGAUGGAUGCCGACGGCCUGCUAGAGAUGUUCCACUGCCCCUACGAGGGCUGCAGCCAGGUCUAUGUGGCCCUCAGCAGUUUCCAGAACCAUGUCAAUCUUGUGCAUCGGAAAGGGAAGACCAAAGUGUGUCCGCACCCUGGCUGCGGCAAGAAGUUCUAUUUAUCCAACCACCUGCGGCGGCACAUGAUCAUCCAUUCAGGUCAGGCCCGGGGUGGGGCUGGCAGCACGGGGCAUGGGGUCCUGGGCCUCAGGUUUAGGGUGGGGUCAGGAGUCCCCAGGCACAGGACUACCACCCAGGGCCCCCCCCCCCGCAGGUGCGAGAUCUGCGGCUACCAGUGCCGGCAGCGCGCGUCGCUCAACUGGCACAUGAAGAAGCACACGGCCGAGGUGCAGUACAACUUCACGUGCGAGCGCUGCGGGAAGCGCUUCGAGAAGCUGGACAGCGUCAAGUUCCACACGCUCAAAAGCCACCCGGACCACAAGCCAGCCUGA
Messenger RNA from Puma concolor (puma), 1758 nucleotides. The record is from RefSeq and is a predicted model, not a curated record. NCBI's taxonomy places the organism in Eukaryota, Metazoa, Chordata, Mammalia, Carnivora, Felidae.